This is a messenger RNA of Penicillium angulare, 1524 nucleotides long. RefSeq names its product Major facilitator superfamily domain general substrate transporter. The record is from RefSeq and is a predicted model, not a curated record. Gene Ontology annotation, biological process: transmembrane transport. The transcript has 4 exons. The coding region runs from base 1 to 1524 and encodes 507 amino acids. NCBI's taxonomy places the organism in Eukaryota, Fungi, Ascomycota, Eurotiomycetes, Eurotiales, Aspergillaceae. Gene Ontology annotation, molecular function: transmembrane transporter activity.
AUGAAUUCAACUACAACCGCUCUACCAACCAUCUCAAAGGCCCUUUCAGCAGGAACAACAAUUACCUGGGCGGGAACUGCCUUUCUCCUUGGACAAACCGUCUUCCAACCACUAUAUGGCCGCAUGUCUGAUAUCCUCGGCCGUAAGCCGGUACUUCUUGUAUCUGUGGGAUGUAUCUUUAUUGGCGAUCUUCUUUCUGGCUGGGCACAGAAUGCCCUUUGGCUAUAUAUAACACGUGCAGUGAGUGGGAUUGGUGCUGGGGGAAUUAGCUCGCUGGUUGCGAUUAUUGUGAGUGAUUUGGUGAGCCUGAAGGAUCGCGGAAAGUACCAAGGCAUGGUGAGUAUUGCUAUUGGAUUGGGUGCCCUGGUGGGUCCAUUUAUUACUGGUAGUCUUGUCCAAGGAAAUGAAGACCGCUGGAGGUGGGUAUUUUGGGUCCCCUCGAUUCUUGCAUUUGUAUGCGCAAUAGUGCUUGUAUUUCUGUUGCCCUUGAAGCCAGUGGUUGGUAGCUGGCGAGAAAAGGCGUCGAAGAUUGAUUGGUAUGGAGUUUUAGCCUCUGUUACGGGCAUUGUUCUGUUGUUGAUUCCAAUAAAUUCCGGCGGAAGUAUCUGGUCAUGGCACAGUGCUUUGGUUAUUGCACUUCUCACACUGGGGAGCGUAUCCCUUGUCAUAUUUAUCUUCAAUGAGGGUCUACUUGCAAAGAUUCCACUUAUGCCAUUACGCCUGUUUAAACAACGAUCUCUCACCAUCAUGCUAGUCUCUGGUGCACUGCAUGACUAUGUCUGGCAAGCAACGCAAUAUUUUAUGCCGCUUUAUUUUCAGGAGAUCCGCGGUUUUUCUGCUCUGGAGAGUGCUACCCUAAUUUUACCAUACGUGUUAUCGCAAAGCAUUGCUGGUGCCAUCUCUGGGCCUUUGAUGAGUCAAUUUUCUAGAUAUGCGCCUGUACUGCGAACGGGGUUUCUCCUUUGGACAAUAGGAACAGGUCUCCAUCUCCUAUUUAGCCGGCACACUCACGUCGCAAUCUAUGUUGUGGUGCUUGCGAUAGAAGGUGCUGGAGUCGGCUUCGUUCAUCAACCCGGUCUUGUGGCUGUGCAAGCUCUAUCCAAAACACAGGAUCGGGCUGUUGCAACAUCCACUAGAAACCUUUUGCGGUCUCUUGGGUCUGUAUUUGGCGUUGCCAUUUCGACCGCUGUACAAAACGCAGCUAUAAAAUUGUCCUUGCGUGAUGCAAUUCCUUCAGACCUUUUGUCAGAGGUGCUGGAAGGGAGCUGGAGCAGUGGUGAUGCUAGCACUGAGAAGUACCGCUCUCGGAUCCUGGACGCAAAAAUGCAGGGAUUUCGAGUCGUCUUCAUCAUACUCGUUCCUAUUAUGUGCCUCUGCUCCAUCGGUAAUUUCUUUGUCGCCGACACAGCGCUAAAAGGCGAUGCGCAAAGGCAGAAUCAGGAAAGAUUAAAGCCAUUACCAAGCAGAGCAUUGGAAGUUUCAGGGCCAACGGGAAACCUCGAAAAAGUUGACUCUGAGGUUUAA